CCAUCACUUGUGAAUUAUCUGCUUUCCAUAGCUCUCAUUCUUCCAGAAAAUGAGCUCGAGCCACGUGGAGAAUAUGCCUUUAAAUCAUUCAAGUCCUCAAGGAACACAGAGAUCUUCCGGGAAGCUAUGGCUCCUCUGCUCAACAAUAAUUUUCCUAUUGCUUUGCCUCUUCAUUACACUAAUCUUUAUUUUUCUCCUACUCAAGACUGUCAACGAGCCCUGUGUAGCUAAAUUUGGACCAUUACCCUCAGGAUGGCAAAUAACAUCUUCUGAGCCUCUUUGUGUGGCUGUAGAUAGGGACGAGAAGUCUGAUUGGAAGCUGAAAAUACUUCGGAGUGGCUUGUAUGUAAUUUAUGGCCAAGUGGCGCCCAAUACAACCUACAAGGAACCAGCUCCUUUUGCAGUGCAGCUACGUAAAAACAAUGCCAUCAUACAAACUCUCACAGACAACUCUAAAACUCACAAUAUAGGAGGAACUUAUGAAUUUCAUGCUGGCGAUACGAUAGCCUUGAGAUUCAACUAUAAAUAUCAGGUUCUAAAAAAUGAUACAUACUGGGGGAUCUUAUUGGUAGCAAAUCCCCGGUUCGUCUCCUAG
Molecule: messenger RNA, 595 nt
Organism: Trichechus manatus latirostris (Florida manatee)
Lineage: Eukaryota; Metazoa; Chordata; Mammalia; Sirenia; Trichechidae
Gene: TNFSF18
Product: TNF superfamily member 18
Exons: 3
Coding region: 50-595 (181 amino acids)
Biological process (GO): T cell proliferation involved in immune response; tumor necrosis factor-mediated signaling pathway; regulation of T cell proliferation
Cellular component (GO): cell surface
Molecular function (GO): tumor necrosis factor receptor superfamily binding
Source: RefSeq, a predicted model, not a curated record